GUUUUGAUGAUGAUUGGAGCUGGACUUGUGUAGUCUACUUGAGUGCCAGGGAAAGCCUAGAGCUAACUCUCCUUUCCACACAGGCUUUGGCAAUCUUACAUUCACCCACGUAUCUCUGUCUUGGUUCCACUUUGUUAAAUCAUGGUAAAAGGAUACAUAAAGUUCUUCUUUUCUACCUGUUCUUUUUAGAACUACUGUCAUAAUGUACAUGGUGAUGUCUGUCAAUUUUUCCUCCUUUAUGCAGCUUGAUCUAGUAGUGCUGAAUCGUCUCUACUAGUCCUAAUCUUUUGCUGUUUCAUUUCUUUUCCCAACUGCCUAAGUAUCUGAUGCUGUUUUAGCUCAAAUCUAUUUAUGCUUUAUCAAGGCUAAUUAGUGCCUUAGAAACAACCAGUAUACUCACUGCAAAAACAAUUUGUGGGUUUAAACAAGAUAAGUCAAUAAGAAAAGAAUGCUGUCAGAGUAUACCCUAGAGCUGUCUGAUGUUCUCAGGUGGAGUCAUUCUUGGUGGUGGUGGUUUUUUCUUUGCUUUCACUUCCUCCUUGAUCACCUGACUACUUCUUCUGUCUCUUUUGUCUUCAUACAUGGCAUGUUUCAUGUUAACCUCUUCCUAUAUUAAAAGGAGAUCAAGAAUUGAUGAUGCUGUUGCCUUUACCUUUGUCAUUUCCAGAGCUCUGCUUCUCCAUGUGUGUAGUUCCCUAUUUGAGGAAUCUCUUGAUUCCAGUGCUCUCCUUUUGCUUGUUCUAUUCAAAUCGAUGAGGCUGCCCUAGUCCUAACAGUGAUGGGCUGAAUGCUGCAUCUGUUGCUCUUCCCUUGUGCUUCCCAUUAGCUGCCUAGAAUAGCCCUGCACGGCCUGAUAGAACAUACUGCUCGGUUCUCCACCUCUGUGCCUGCAAAGCAGGGCCACAGAUAUUGAUUUCUGAGCCUCUCUUGCUAAUAGUGCAUGCUGCAAACAAAUGGAAUGUGCGACUGGAUUCGUCUGGUACGGGACUUGCCUAGUCUGGGUGAGGUGCAGAGCUGGGAGAGUUUAUGUGGCAGUGAGCUCCGUGAAUAGUUCUGCAGUCACACCUGGGUAUCGUUCAGACUCCCCUGAGCUGCCAAGGGUUAAUCUGAGAAAUGUGUAGUAGCACAAGAUGCCUCAUAAAACUAAAGCAUCUGUCUUGGGCAUCUGGCUGUGCAUGUUUGCCAGUUUUCAUACCGUACUUGCCAUGAGAAAUUAGUUACUGGAGUUAGGAAUAUCCUUGCGUCAACAAAGUGCUGUAGUUAAGACUUUUACUUUCUCUUUCCUUAAGGAACCCUGAGGACCUUGCAAUAUGAAUAAUUCUCUGGAGAACACCAUUUCCUUUGAAGAAUACGUCCGUGUGAAGGCACGAACGAUCCCCCAGCACAGGAUGAAGGAGUUUCUGGACUCCCUGGCUUCCAAGGGGCCAGAAGCUCUGCAGGAGUUUCAGCAGACAGCCACCACCACAAUGGUGUAUCAGCAGGGUGGCAACUGCAUUUACACGGACAGCACAGAGGUGGCUGGGUCUUUGCUUGAACUUGCUUGUCCUGUGACAACCAGUAUGCAGCAGCAAACUCAGCCAGAGCAGCAGAUACAGGUUCAGCAACCCCAGCAAGUCCAGGUUCAGGUCCAGGUCCAGCAGUCACCGCAGCAGGUCUCCGCCCAGCAGCUCUCUCCGCAGCUCUCUGUCCAUCAGGCUUCGGAGCAGCCAAUACAGGUCCAAGUGCAGAUCCAAGGCCAGGCUCAGCAGCAGGCAUCCCAGACAAUACAGAGUCAGUCUCUUCAGAGCCCCAGCCCAUCGCAGCUGCAGGCAGCUCAGAUCCAAGUGCAGCAUGUGCAGACUGCCCAGCAGAUCCAGGCUGCGGAGCUACAGGAGGAACACAUACAACACCAGCAGAUCCAGGCCCAGCUUGUGGCAGGACAGGCCAUUACCGGUGGCCAGCAGAUACAGAUCCAAACAGUCGGGGCACUGUCACCUCCACCUUCUCAACAAGGCUCCCCACGAGAGGGAGAGAGGCGGAUCAGCUCUGCCAGUGUCCUUCAGCCAGUGAAGAAACGUAAAGUGGAUAUGCCUAUUACUGUGUCAUAUGCUAUUUCAGGGCAGCCGGUUGCCACAGUGCUGGCCAUUCCUCAGGGCCAGCAGCAAAGUUACGUCUCCUUAAGGCCAGACUUGUUAACAGUGGACAGUGCCCACCUGUACAGUGCCACUGGGACCAUUACUAGCCCCACUGGAGAGACUUGGACCAUCCCUGUUUACUCCGCUCAGCCACGUGGUGACCUUCAGCAGCAAAACAUAACCCACAUUGCCAUCCCUCAGGAGGCCUACAACGCCGUCCAUGUCAGUGGCUCACCAACGACACUGGCUACCGUGAAGCUGGAAGAUGACAAGGAUAAGAUGGUGGGAAGCACUUCAGUAGUGAAGAACUCUCACGAGGAAGUGGUGCAGACUCUUGCUAAUUCAAUCUUUCCGGCACAGUUUAUGAAUGGCAACAUCCACAUUCCAGUGGCAGUGCAGGCUGUGGCAGGGACAUACCAGAACACGGCACAGACGGUGCACAUAUGGGACCCGCAGCAGCAACAGCAGCAACCCACACCCCAAGAGCAAGGGCAGCAGCAGCAGCUACAAGUUACUUGCUCAGCUCAAACUGUUCAGGUUGCUGAAGUUGAACCACAGCCACAGCCGCAGACUUCACCUGAACUUCUACUUCCAAACUCUCUGAAGCCAGAGGAAGGUCUUGAAGUGUGGAAAAGCUGGGCACAGACCAAGAAUGCAGAGCUGGAAAAAGAAGCUCAGAAUAGACUAGCACCUAUUGGAAGGCGUCAGCUGCUGAGGUUCCAGGAAGAUCUCAUCUCUUCAGCUGUGGCUGAGCUGAAUUAUGGUCUGUGCUUAAUGACACGAGAAGCUCGAAAUGGUGAUGGUGAACCCUACGAUCCAGAUGUGCUCUACUAUAUCUUCCUGUGUAUUCAGAAGUAUCUCUUUGAAAAUGGCCGAGUCGAUGACAUCUUCUCUGAUCUCUACUAUAUUCGGUUCACUGAAUGGCUGCACGAAGUUCUCAAGGACAUACAGCCUCGUGUUUCACCUCUUGGUUACAUCCUCUCCAGUCACGUAACAGAGGAAAUGCUGUGGGAGUGUAAGCAGCUUGGAGCUCACUCCCCUUCCACCUUGCUCACUACACUGAUGUUUUUCAAUACAAAAUAUUUCCUGUUGAAAACAGUAGACCAGCACAUGAAGCUGGCCUUCUCCAAGGUGCUGAGGCAGACCAAGAAGAACCCUUCUAAUCCCAAGGAUAAAAGCACGAGUAUCCGCUAUAUGAAGGCUCCAGGCAUGCACCAGACAGGACAGAAAGUUACAGAUGACAUGUAUGCAGAGCAGACCGAGAAUCCAGAGAACCCCCUGAGGUGUCCGAUAAAGCUGUAUGACUUCUACCUCUUCAAAUGCCCCCAGAGUGUGAAAGGCCGGAAUGACACGUUUUACUUGACACCGGAGCCGGUGGUGGCCCCCAACAGCCCUAUCUGGUAUUCCAUCCAGCCGAUCAGCAGAGAGCAGAUGGAGCAGAUGCUCACCCGGAUCCUGGUGAUACGAGAGAUUCAGGAAGCUCUUGCCGUGGCUAAUGCCAGCACCAUGCACUAAGGCAUCCUUUGUGGCUCAGAAGGGGUGGGGCAGGGUGAUGGGGGAGGGACAAGCAAAGAGAAAUUGUACAGACUUUUACACUAAAGGAGAUGCCUAAGUUUUUGGUUUUUUAUUGGUGUAGUUAUGAAGCCCUUUUAGGCUUCUUCUCUUUAAAAGAAUCUAAAGGAAAACCUACCCAUUGUGUAUCCUACCCAACACACCAAACUGUUGGAACCAUUGGAGGCUGCAUAUCCCCUGCAAGCUGGGAGCUGUGGAAAGCUGCUGGUUGACUCUGGGUUUUUUUUAUGAUGUAGAAAAUUUGAACUACAGGAUUGGCCUGGUUGGCCGGGGCCUCUGUCUCCCUGGAGCACGUGCAGCCUAGAGGGCACAGAAUGAUGGAUGGACCUGCUCAGCCAGUGGAGGAGAGGCAGGCAUCUUCUUUUCUUGUGCUUGGACGUUAAUUUGCUGAUAUCUUGGAAGAAAGAGGAGAGAGUGAACUGCAAUUAUGAUUUAUACAAAAAAACCACAAACCAACAAUUUCUAUUCAGACCUUUAAGUGACAUUUUUAGAUGUUAAAAGUACAAACUUUACCACACUCUUCUUUUUUGGCCUAACAUUGAGGCCUUAAACCUUGAGGCUUCUGUGCCUGAUGGAAUUCUUGUAACAUACACUUGUGUAUCAUAUAAAGAUACCACCCUGUUUCUCUUAUGUAUUCUUACUCUAGUUGUUUAUUAAGAAUGACGAGCACGUCUUUUCAACA
This is a messenger RNA of Myiozetetes cayanensis, 4368 nucleotides long. RefSeq names its product glutamine rich 1 (gene QRICH1). Lineage: Eukaryota; Metazoa; Chordata; Aves; Passeriformes; Tyrannidae. The record is from RefSeq and is a predicted model, not a curated record. The transcript has 9 exons. The coding region runs from base 1311 to 3629 and encodes 772 amino acids.